Oreochromis aureus is the source of this 2022-nucleotide messenger RNA. RefSeq names its product zinc finger protein 2 homolog. Bases 116 to 1204 code for a protein of 362 amino acids. The record is from RefSeq and is a predicted model, not a curated record. The transcript is spliced from 2 exons. Gene Ontology annotation, molecular function: RNA polymerase II cis-regulatory region sequence-specific DNA binding; DNA-binding transcription factor activity, RNA polymerase II-specific. Gene Ontology annotation, biological process: regulation of transcription by RNA polymerase II. NCBI's taxonomy places the organism in Eukaryota, Metazoa, Chordata, Actinopteri, Cichliformes, Cichlidae. Gene Ontology annotation, cellular component: nucleus.
GUAAACAAACAAAGGCGUUAUUACCGUCCCACGUGUGUGUCUGAACACAGAGACUGUUGUGUUGUUGUGUGUGAGCUGAGUGUGUGAGCUGAGUGUGUGAGCUGUGGCAGUAACAAUGCCUUCAGUUCAGUAUCUGAGAGAGUUUAUCAACGAGCGACUAACUGCUGCUGCUGAACAAAUAUUCUUGGAGUUUGAAAAAACGAUCGUCCAGUACGAGGAAGAGAUCGACCGUCAGCGCAGACUGCUGGAUAUCACCUGGAAACCCCAAAUCAAGCUGCACAGGACAGUCCCUCCAGAUGUCCCACAGCAGCAUGUCUGUAAGGAGGAGCUUCUCACUGACCAGCAGCUCUGUAACCAAGCGAGUCUCAACCAGAAGGAGUCAGAGCUUCCUCAUAUUAAAGAGGAACAGGAGCAACUCUGCAGCAGUCAGGAGAGAAGACAGGUUAUACUGAAGGAGGAGACUGAUACCUUUAUGGUGACUGCUGAUUAUGAGGAAAAUGACCACAGUGAACCAGAACAAAAGAGUAACCAGCUUCUCUCUCACAGCUCUGCUGUAGGUGAGAGCCAAGAUCAGGGAGUAAGCAAGAAGUUUGAUUCAGGAUCAGCUAGAAAUAGAAACAAAAGUCACAACAAUGCAGAAUAUCCACCUACUUCAGGAAGUCAAUGUAACUCUGAUAAAAGUAAAAAGUCCUCAAACUGUGAUGUUUGUGGAAAAGCCUUUAAGUAUAAUUAUAUAAUGAGAAGGCAUUAUCGAGUCCACACAGGUGAGAGGCCGUUCUCUUGUAAAAUGUGUGGGAAAACGUUUAUAUCUGCUAGUUCUUUGUCGAAGCACACAAAAACUCACUCAGGUGUUAAGCCAUUUUGUUGCACAACUUGUGGAAAAAAGUUUAUGUAUAAUAGUGAUUUACUGAAACACAUAAGAACACACACUGGGGAGAAACCAUAUUGUUGUAAAACAUGUGGAAAAAUGUUUUUAUAUAAUAGUGAUUUACUGAAACACACAAGAACACACACUGGGGAGAAACCAUAUCAUUGUGCAACAUGUGGGAAAGUGUUUGGAUAUAGUAGUUCUUUAUUGACGCAUAUGAGAAUGCACACAGGUGUGAAAGCAUAUACUUGUAAAACAUGUGGGAAGAUGUUCAAACGUAACUGUCAUUUAACAGAGCACAUAAGAACUCACACAGGUGAGGAACUUAGAACUUAGAACUCUUUUGCUUGCACACUCAAAUUUGGAAGCAAUACCACAAAGGUGUGAAAAUAAAGAAAACGAUAUACAAUAAAGAAGAAGAAGAGACAAUAUGAGAACACUAUGUACACUAUAAACAUGAUGUAGACGUCAUAAUAAAUAAUUGUAAAUAAUAAAUAAGGGUGGAAGGGCUAUGGUCAUUAAGGGAUGGAGAUUGCACAAAUAGCCGAAAUAUUGCACAGCAGGAGCAGAAUAUUGUACGGAAACAAAAAGAAACUCACGCACACACACAAAAAAGCAAUAAUGAUAAUAAUAAAUAGCAAAUAGCAGCACCAGAAUGAUUGUAGGAAACUCUCAGUUUGCAUUUAUUUUCCUUACAGCCCACGGGAAGAAGCUGUUCUUUAGUCUAUUGGUUUUGCACCUGAUGGAUAUGAACCUUUUUCCAGAGGGCAGGAUGUUGAAUAGAUGGUGGUUAGGAUUGAGGCGGUCUUUUAUGAUUGCCCUGGCUCUGGAGAGACAUCUAGAGCUGGAAAUGGAGUCCAGGAUGGAGAGAGCACAGCCAAUCACCUUCUCUGCAGUUCUGAUGACCCUCUGGAGUCUCAUCUUAUCGGCUCUUGUGCAAUCGGCGUACCACACAGGGAUGGCGUGCAGCAGCACACUCUCUAUUGUGGCAUGGCAGAAGGAGACUAGGGUGUCAUCUCAGAACCCUCAGGAAAUGGAGGCGCUGCUGGGCUUUCUUCCCCAGGGCUGAUGUGUUAGUUGUCCAGGAUAGGUCCUCGGAAAUGUGGGUACCAAGGAACCUAAAGGAGGGCACUCUCUCCAUGUAAUCACCUUUU